Messenger RNA from Lathyrus oleraceus (garden pea), 1527 nucleotides. Its product is annotated as transcription factor NAI1. NCBI's taxonomy places the organism in Eukaryota, Viridiplantae, Streptophyta, Magnoliopsida, Fabales, Fabaceae. The transcript has 4 exons. The coding region runs from base 198 to 1304 and encodes 368 amino acids. Gene Ontology annotation, molecular function: protein dimerization activity. The record is from RefSeq and is a predicted model, not a curated record.
AAUGAAUUACAUAAUUAAUAAAUCUUGGGUAAUGUUCUGUAUGGGACUGUAGCUAGUGGCCGUUGAGAAAUUGAACUACUUACUGCUAUAAUCUGCUAUUAUAUAGAGGAAACAUGGGAGUGAAAUUCUGAAUUCACAUAAGCUAACACUAAAGUCUCAAUCUUCUUUGUUGCUCUCUCUUGUUAAAUCUUGUAACAAUGGAGGAAAUGAAGACACCACUAAACAUAUCAGCAGACAGCAGUUGGUUAUCUGAUUUGGAAAUGGUGGAUGAAUACAUAUUAUCUGAUAAAGACUGCAACUUGAACUUGAGCAUGCUUGAUGCGGACGAGGAACAAGAUUUUCUAUCACAUGAUGUAGCUAGUGUCUUUGCCUUUGAGGAGCAUAGAGAGAGCCUGCGACAAUGUUUAAACACAGAGUGCAUUUCCACAACUAUGAGCGAAACAUUUACAGAUGAAACGAGUUUUGAGUCUUUUGAUAACUUUGAUUUUGAUUUCGAGAAACCAACUAAGCAGAUGAAAACAAUCGAUCACAGUGCUACUUCACUAUCCUCUUAUCAGUUGCCGCAGAUCUUGUCUUUUGACAAUCCAAACCCAACAGAGUUUUAUGGGUAUGGAUAUGAUCUAAAACAGAAAGAAACAGUGACUUCGGCGUCACGGGGAAACACAAAUUUUUCGACUCAAAACUCAAAAGGGUCUUCAAAAACAUCGCGAGCUAAGAGGUCUCCAGCUGACAUAAAUGAUCACAUUAUGGCGGAGAGAAAGAGAAGAGAGAAGCUCAGCCAAAGCUUCAUUGCUCUUGCUGCUCUCAUUCCGGACUUAAAGAAGAUGGACAAGGCUUCGAUAUUAGCGGAGACAAUCAAAUACGUGAAAGAGCUUAAGGAGCGUUUGGAUAUUUUAGAAAAGAAGGCCAAGAAUCCACAGGCAGAUCAGUGGACGGUCUCUCCGUGUCCAUUCAAACCAGAGGUCUAUAACGACAAGCAUUGCUCAUCAUCUGAUGAGAGUACUGACACUGAAAGUGCUAUAGAUGGUACUGCCACUGAGUCUCUCUUCAAGAUGGAAGCAAGAGUUCUAGAGCAACACAUAUUGAUUCGGAUCCAUUGCCAAAAGCAUAAAGGGCUUCUUGUUAACAUCAUCGCUGUGAUUCAAAGUUUUGAAUUAUUUGUUGUCAAUAACAGUGUUCUAGCUUUUGGAGAUUCUAUCCUCGACAUUACCAUCAUUGCUGAGAUUGGUGAAGGCUACAACUUGACUAUAAAAGAACUCGUCGACAAUCUACGUAUAGCGGCAUUGAAGUUUAUGUCAGCGUAACAUGAUCAAGGCAGGAGUGCUGUUGUGGAAUACGAGUACUCUCACAAAGAGCAAGUAGAGAAUUUGAAUUCGCAUAAAUUUCUUUCAAUAAGUAUUUUGAAGAGAAUGUAUCUCAAGUGUUGGGAUAGCAUAACUUUUGUUUAAAAAUGUAGUUAGGCUCACUACUCAUUGUUGAGUUUGUUUAAAUAAAUAAUAUUUGCCUAGCAAUAUGAUAGUUUAUACA